Messenger RNA from Petromyzon marinus (sea lamprey), 6504 nucleotides. RefSeq names its product Rho GTPase activating protein 39 (gene ARHGAP39). NCBI's taxonomy places the organism in Eukaryota, Metazoa, Chordata, Hyperoartia, Petromyzontiformes, Petromyzontidae. Gene Ontology annotation, molecular function: GTPase activator activity; protein binding. Gene Ontology annotation, cellular component: cytoplasm; cytoskeleton. The record is from RefSeq and is a predicted model, not a curated record. Gene Ontology annotation, biological process: signal transduction.
UGGUGACGCGCGUAAAAGCCGCGCGUGCCCGGACUGACAACAGCGACGGCGGCGAAGAGGAGAGGAGAGGCGGUGGCCACACGAGGAGGAGGCGGCCACACGGGCCCCACGACGGGGAGGCGAGAGACGCCGGCGACGCGCACGCGCGCUCGUCCAGUGACCAAGAGGGGGAGGGGAGGGAAGGAGGCGGCCCUCGUUCGCCCCCCGCUCGUUUUCGCCGCGUCGAGUCGCCGGCCGUGCGGGGGCUGGGAGCCCGAGCCGGGGCUGGGAGCCGUGCGGGGGCUGGGAGCGGCGCGGGUGCAUGGAGGAGCGGGGGACGCGCGACGCCGCGACGGCGACACCCGAAACAUGACCGAGAGAUUUGAGUGGGUGGAAAUCAUUGAACCCCGGACGCGGGAACACAUGUACGCCAACCUGGUGACGGGCGAGUGCGUGUGGGACCCGCCAGCCGACGCCAAGAUCAAGCGCACGCACGACAACCAGUGGUGGGAGCUGUUCGACCCGAACACGGCGCGUUUCUACUACUACAACGCGUCGAGCCAGCGCACGGUAUGGCAUCGCCCGCAGCACUGCGACAUCAUCCCCCUUGCCAAGUUGCAGACUCUCAAGCAGAGCACGGAGGCGCAGGGGCUGCAUGUUGCCGGGCCCCUGCUGCCCAAAGCGGCUGGACUGCAGGAGCCGCAGCAGAAGCAGCAACCGCCGCCCGGCAAUCUCGAUGCAGAGGGACAGCCGUACCUCGUGGGCGCGCCGGGUCAAGACCACGGCAAACAGCAGAUGCAGAGGCCGGAUGGUGAGGAGAGAAAGUGCUGGCUGCGGGCGGACAUGCUGAGCGCGCUAAGGUCCAGCAUGGAGGCGAACGCUGGGGACACCGCUGAGGGCGAGAGGAAGCCGUCCGCUCCGUGCCACGACGCGGGGACGCCCGGGCAGCGUGCGCUCGCUGACGCGCUGAGUCGCACUCAGCCGCCCGUGGCCUCCAAGCCGUACUCCCGACCAUCUCCGAAGGCGUUCCCGGCACCGUCCAUCCCGAGAGGCAAGCCGUCCCCUCUGAUCCCCGGCAGCCAAUGCCAGAUGUCGGUGAGGCCUCCUGGAUCUCUACACCCCUACGAGGGGACCGGCUCGGUGCCACCACACCAGCCCGGCACGGUGGGCGGUGGCGGUGCCCCCCCCCAUGCCAAGCCGCGGCACCACAGCCAGGGCUCGGGCGAGCAGCACGCCGUGCAUGAGGCCAUCAUCGCCGGGACGCUGCCGGAUUGCGAGCCACCGCCCGUCAAGCCGCGGCACCACAGCCAGGGCUCGGCCGACCGCGCCGAUCUCUCGCGCGCCACGGAGCUCCUCCGGGCGCGACCCUGCGGUGGCCCAUCGGAGCGGCCGCCGCACAUCUCCGACCCGCCACCCGCGUCCCCGACGGCACCGCCGCCGUCGUCGUCCCAUGCCUGGCAGUACCCGCAGGAGGCGCGGGGUGGCGCGCGGGCCCACCCGCAGGACGCAUGUCGGGCGGCGAAGGCUCCCGGUGGCGCCGCCAAGGGCCAGACGGUGUCACGACGUUACGCCGGCUCGGCGCACCAGCACCGGCCGCUCUCCAGCUUCUCGUCGCUGGGCCGUCCCCGCAGGCACUCGAGCGGCGCCCAGCCCGGCAGAGAUUACACGGGCACGGAGACGCGAGACUUCCCGAUCUACGACGAGCCCCCUGCCGAGCCGCAGCUUAGCGUCUACGACGAGCCGCACGCCGACACCGCGCACGGCGACACCGCGCAGCAGAGCCGUGGGCACCACGCGGGGACGCCGCACGGCAGCCACGGGGGGACGCAGCACGGCAGCCACGGGGGGACGCCGCACGGCAGCCACGGGGGGACGCCGCACGGCAGCCACGGGGGGACGCCGCACGGCAGCCACGGGGGGACGCCGCACGGCAGCCACGGGGGGACGCCGCACGGCAGCCACGGGGGGACGCCGCACGGCAGCCACGGGGGGACGCCGCACGGCAGCCACGGGGGGACGCCGCACGGCAGCCACGCGUGCCUGUGCUCCGAGCCGCAGCCCGGCCCCAAUGAGCGCCCGCGCCCCGCGCUGCACACCUUCUCCUCCCAGGGUUCCCUGCCCUCGCCCUCCAUACAGUACCUGAGGCAAGCCAUCCAGAUGUCCCAGGAUAGCGCUACUCAAGGGCUGGCUUCUCUGCCCGCGGAGCAGCAGCAACAGCAGCACAUCUCUCUCCCAUCAGACGGAGCUCAGCAACGGUACGCGAGCCCCUUUCCCAACAGCGUUUUAAACCGACAGAUCGUCAGCUCCCUGGAGCAGUGUCUCAAGAGCCAGUUGGGGGGCACAGCAGAGGGCCGCCCCCUUCACCGCCAGGCCGCUCAGGACGGCACACCUUGUGCGGGGCAGGUGGGCGCCACUGGCCACGGCCCGCAAGCGAAGCACUUUGGAGACUCCAGCUUGGCGAGGGAGAAGGGACACUGCGGUCACCUCAUGCUGGGCUGGCAGGGCUUGGUGCAGAAUGGACACGGAAAGCUCGCGAGCCAGGGUGCGAGCCAGGAGGCGGUGCACGUUCGAUGCAGCAGUCAGGACGGCGACGGCAGACCCGGCGCAAAGGAGGCUGGCUACGGCAGGGGAAACGCUCAAGACGCGCACGGUUCACAGGGCAGCCAGUGCAGCAGCACCAGACAGAGCAGCCAGGAAACGAGUAGCCGCCAGAGCAGCCAGGACUGCCACAGCCGGCAAAGCAGCGAGAUGUCAAUGGAUGAAUCCUUCUCGAGCCACAGCACCGAAGACUCGGUGUCCUCUCUGAGCCAUUCGCCCGGCCGCCGCCGCAAGAAGAGCAAGCCGGUGGCCGUGCCGAUUGUGUGCCCGCCUCCCCCGCUCAGCCCGGGCCUGGGCCUGUGCUUCCCCCCGCCGGGCGGGCGUGGGCCGCAGGAACUUGUGUCGAGCCUCAGCAACCCCUCGCUUCCCGCGGCGCGCCUCUCCGCUCUCAUCCGCCAGCACCAGCUGGGCUACAAGCACUCCGACUCGGAGCUGUCGCGCGGCAGCAGCGAGGCCUCGCUGCCCUGCACGCGCAAGUUUCUCCAGGCAGAGGAGGGUGGCGGGGACUUGGGGUGGGGGCUGCGCGAGCAUCUGGGCUACGAGAGCGACGGGGCCCUCCCGUCCCCGCUGGCGGGGCCCGUGGUGAGGGCCCUGAGCGAGGACGAGGCUCUCACCCAGGCCGACUGCUCCGUGCGGAGGGGGCGCCGCACUGCCGCCGAUAAGCCAGGCUGCUCUGCCCAGCUCGAGAAAACCAUGUCGCUGCAGGCCAACCUUUCUUCCCCCCCCGAGCCGCUGAUGCAGCCCUCGCAGUCGGCGGACCUGGCUCUUUGCGGCGCGGGGGAGUGGCACGGCGCCACGACGCCCGGGAUGCUGCAGGCGAUGGGCUCCUUCCGACUCCGCAAGCCGUCCUCCGAGAGCGACAUUGAGGGCUGGGCCUCCAAGCACCUCAACACGCACACGCAGGGGAUCUUCCGCCGCAAGCUCUCCAUCGUGAACCUGCUGUCGUGGAGCGGUGAGGCCAUCCGCAAGCCGCUCAUCGUCACGGCGGACCGUACCAUCAUGAAGGAGGCCUGCGAAGUGUUCCGCCUCGUGCAGAUGUACAUGGGCGACCGGCGCUGCCGGCUGGAGCGCGCGGCUGUCGCGCUGGAGGUGGCACGGCGCGGGUGGAGCCUGCAGGGCCUGCGCGACGAGCUUUUCGUGCAGCUGUGCAAGCAGACGACGGAGAACCUGCGCCCGGAGAGCUUGACCCGUGGCUGGGAGCUGCUGGCCAUCUGCUUGGCCUUCUUCCCGCCGUCGCCCAAAUUCCACACCUACCUGGAGGGUUACAUCUACCGUCACCUUGACCCCGCGCACGACCAGAAAGUUGUAAAGAAGAUUAAAGAAACAUGGGAAAUGGAAACUAAGAAGAAGUCUAAAUAUCGAAAGAAAAGAAAGCGUGAAAUAGAAGAUUUUGUCGGCAUUCCCAUCAGCACCUAUGCCCAGUACUGUUAUCGCAAGUUGCAGAAGGUGGCUGUGACUGGGGGAAAGAAGGGACUGAAAAAGCCGAAUCUGGAGGAAGUGCAGCAAGCCCGGAACGCCAUCUUCACUCCGUCGCUAUUCGGCAGUUCCCUGGAGGAAAUCAUGGCCUUGCAACGUCAGCGUUUUCCGGAGCAGAGGCUGCCUUGGGUUCAGAGUGGCCUCUCUCUGAAAGUCCUAGAAUUGCAGGGCACUCAGACAGAGGGUAUCUUCAGGGUGCCGGGCGACAUCGACGAAGUGAACGCGCUAAAGCUGAAGGUCGACCAGUGGACCAUCCCGUCGGACCUCACCGAUCCACACGUCCCAGCAUCGCUGUUGAAGCUGUGGUACCGCGAGCUGGAGGAGCCGCUCAUCCCGCGCCAGUUCUACGAGCGGUGCAUCGUGAGCUACGACAACGCCGCGGCCGCCGUCGGCGUGGUGCAUGCGCUGCCUGACAUCAACCGCCUGGUGCUCUGCUAUCUCAUCCACUUCCUGCAGGUGUUUGCUUCCCCGGCCAACGUCGCUCUCACCAAGAUGGACGUGAGCAACCUGGCGAUGGUGAUGGCGCCCAACUGCCUCCGCUGCGAGUCGGAAGAACCCCGUGUCAUCUUUGAAAACACCCGCAAGGAGAUGUCCUUCCUCCGCACACUCAUCCUGCACCUGGACACCAGCUUCAUUGAGGGUUUGCAGUAGCGGCAGAGGGCUCUGCGCUGCCCUGGCAGGAUCGUUCGCUCGCGUGGUCGCAUCUCGCGUGAUCGUGACUUGGGUGCUCACGUCUCGCGGCGUGAUUGCAUCCUGCGUGAUCGCGUUUUGCGGUGUGGUCGCGUCCCGCGUGAUCGCGUGGUCACGUCCCGCAUGAUAGCGUCCCACGUGAUCGCGCGAAUGGAUCAACGCGUCGAGAGAAGGAAUGGGUCGAAUGUUCGGGGGCGGUCGUUCGGGCGAGGAGCGGCCCCGAGUUUGUGUGUGAUGGAUCGCACGUGACCAAAUGGCAUUUUAAUGGAACGGAGCACUUUAUUUUUAAAUCAACUUAUGUUUAUAGUGGCGCACGUUAUUUCAGGUCCAACGUCCCAAAUACUCUAUAAGAGAUGUUCUGUGGGACAUCCAAACUCUUGCAAAAGCCUUAAUCUGUCUUCAUCUUGACUGCGCCCUGCCCUCCUCUCAAAGCUCUGCUGGUGAAUGUGAGAGGCACCGUCCCGGCGCAGGUGUGCUCGGCAGGUACGAAUGUUAUCCGCCAGAUUCAGUGUUUGGAAGUUAAAGCGUUCGUUUAUUUAAAUAUCAAAAUAGUCCUUAAGGUAAUGGGUUUUUACCUGCUUUGUGUGUUUCAUGAACGUGUCUUACAUUUUGAUUUAAAGCUUUCGUGACUGCAGUGAUUCAUAUUCUUGGUUCUUUCGGUAAAGUCACGUUGAAGGGAAACAAUAAAAUAAUAAUAUAUUGUUUUAUAUAAUAAUAUAUUGUUUUAUAUAUUAUUAUUUUAUUGUUUCCCUUCAACGUGACUUUACCAAAAGAACCAAGAAUAUGUGUCUUACAUUGCUGUACGUGACAGUUUUAAUUCCUCGUCUGAUACGCAUCACAGCUCAGUUUGACAUUCAAGUGUGAAGUAAAUGAAAUUCCUCAUUCUAAUUUAGAUGACAACAAUAAUUUACAUGAAUUAUAUCGAUAGUGGACGUAGCUGGUGGCUCAGCGGUAGAGCAAGCUGCUCGCAAUCUCGAUCGGGGGUUGUCUCAGCCCAUCAUCCCUCUGGGGGUUGAUAAAAUAGGUACCAUUUUGUGGAGAAAUCAGUAUUGGUUGUCAUAUGGAUAAAUUCACCCCCGCCAGAGAAAUAUUGAAAUUCCACCACUGGCUCAGGGCAUCGCUGUACUUCUCAUUGGUUUGACAUGCCUCGGUGGUGAGAUGUUUACUACCUCGCCUGGUGUACAGGACGUUUUGGGCUCAAUCUCGACUCUGACACCUGUAUAUUUGGAGUUUCAAUGUUCUCCUCGUGGUCACGUGGAUUUUUCUCCAGAUCCUCCAGUUUUUCCCUCCACAUUUAGAAGCAACAUGCGUUUAGAGUAUUUGGCUGCUAUAAAUUUCCACAUGAUAGAUCACUUCGUUGAGCUAUCAUUUGUGACCAGGUCGCUUCUGAAAAAGAGCUCUAUAGCUCAGUGGGCCUUACCUGGUAAAAUAAAAAUCGUUUAGUUAAUGGACUUCACUUGGCUGGCCCACUCUGAGGUUACCGGACAGCAUUGUCUUUGUAAAAUCUGAAAGUCAAAUAGGUCCAACUCUACCGAGUGAAGGAGAUUCAAGUUGACUUUCACGCCACCAGGUGAGCAACUCAUGAGAGAAGGGUGAGAGUCUCAUUUGCACGUGCACUUGAAGGAGCUGGAAAUCUGAAAGGUGAAGGCGCUGCUAUUUGUUAAGGGAAACAGGGUAUUUUGCGUGAGAUGUGCAGGUGUCCACGGUGAAACCGAGUUGCCAUUCAACAACCCAAUCAAAUUAACACCAUUACCUGGAUGG